Molecule: messenger RNA, 453 nt
Organism: Cooperia oncophora
Lineage: Eukaryota; Metazoa; Nematoda; Chromadorea; Rhabditida; Trichostrongylidae
Source: the annotation of a GenBank genome assembly
UUGAGUUUCGUUGUACCACUUGUUAAUAUCCCAACAUUACAGGAAUCGACCUAUGGAGAAGAUUACGAAGACAUCGGUCCUGUGCCUUUUGAACCAAUCGGCGCUGAAUCACCCACCACCGUGGUUGCGGAUUUGCGUCCUUCGCCGGAAGGUUCGCCGCUGAAAGAUGUUGAUGAUGGCUUCUAUCCACCGAGCGAAAAAAGGAAGCGUAGUAUGGAGGGAAGCAAUGAAAAUUGCGUGAGGGAUUUGGUCAAAACCGAAACAAGUUCUGUUAUUCAGAUCACGCUCAACGAUCUUCUCACAAAGGGAGCCACUCGGAAGACUGCUGCGCAGAAGUUCUACACGUUGUUGGUCUUGAAGAAGUCGCAAGCGAUUAAUGUUGAACAGCAUGCACCUUAUGAAGACAUUUAUAUCUCCACAGGACCAAAUGUCGCGCAGGCGCUUGCCAAGUAG